Messenger RNA from Perkinsus marinus ATCC 50983, 155 nucleotides. RefSeq lists its product as hypothetical. NCBI's taxonomy places the organism in Eukaryota, Perkinsozoa, Perkinsida, Perkinsidae. The record is from RefSeq and is a predicted model, not a curated record. The transcript has a single exon. The annotation marks the transcript as partial.
GAUCAAGAAUGGGUAUAUAUAAACUACAUGGUGAUCUUCCUGCUGAGGAUAGGAAUGGUGCUAUGGCUGAUUUUACAGCAACAUCAUCAUCAUCGUCAUCAUCACAUCAUGAUGAUGAUGAUGAAGGCGAUGUGAAGUCCUAUAUGACGACGAAG